Messenger RNA from Trachymyrmex cornetzi, 1335 nucleotides. Its product is annotated as aminopeptidase M1. The coding region runs from base 1 to 1335 and encodes 444 amino acids. Gene Ontology annotation, molecular function: zinc ion binding; metalloaminopeptidase activity; peptide binding. Gene Ontology annotation, biological process: peptide catabolic process; proteolysis. The record is from RefSeq and is a predicted model, not a curated record. Lineage: Eukaryota; Metazoa; Arthropoda; Insecta; Hymenoptera; Formicidae. Gene Ontology annotation, cellular component: membrane; cytoplasm. The transcript has 7 exons.
AUGGAUCAUGUUGUAAUUCCAAAUUUUUCACAAGAUGACACAUCGAAAUGGGGGCUCGUCUUUCAUACAGAAGCCAAUCUUAUAUGUGAUGAACAAACAGAUUCAGUUAUGCACAAAAUAGAAGUCGCACGUUUAAUAGCACCCAAAAUAGCAUAUCAAUGGUUUAGUAACGUAUUCAGUUAUAAUUGGUGGACUCGAUUCUGGUUACACGACGGUCUUGCUACUUUGUUUGGAGAAGAAACCAUUGUUAAGAUCUUUAAUGAUUCUACAAUCAUGGAUUUCCUCAUAGUGCAGAAUCAAUACGAAUCUCUUCAUUUGGGUUCUUACUUUGACAUGAAUCCUCAAAUCACCAACCUGUUGGAAAUUGAUUCACUUUUCAGUUUUCCUCGUUAUUUAAAAGUACUAAUUGUUUUACGCAUGCUCCAAAGUGCAAUUACCGAUAAAGUGUUUCGAAAUAAUGUUCAUACGUAUGUAAACAGACACAUUUUUAGCUCAACGAUUUCUUUGAAUUUCUGGUCCAUGCAAGAACCCAUAGAAGCAUUUAAAUGUUAUAUACCAUCAAAUAAGUUCUUAACUUGGAUAACGUACAGGCAUUAUCAAAUUGUAACCUUCGAGCAAGCAGAAGCUGAUUCUUACAAGGGAAAAUUAUCGCAGAUAUAUAAUCCAAUCGGUCAGGGAAGGUGGUGGAUACCUAUAAAUUUAAAAAAUUAUAAAUUGCAGACCGCAGGAACAUUAUCAAUGAAAAAUUUGACAACAUGUUUAACACCAGAUUUACCGUCUUUUAUUUUAUAUGUUCAACAAAUUGAUUGGGCAUAUGAUUGGAUAGUCAACAUACAGCGAGGAGGAUAUUAUCGUGUCAAAUAUGAUUUAAAAGGCUGGAACGCAAUUGCAAAUUAUUUAAAUUCAACAGCUGGAGAAUAUGAAGGAAUUAGUGUCAUCAAUCGUGCUAAAAUCAUUGAUGACGCAUUUCAUUUGAUGAUGGAAAAUCAGCUCGACGUAUCUAUAUUUUGGAACCUCACGCAAUUCUUAUCACAAGAGACAAAUUAUGUAGUAUGGUAUCCAAUGAUUAAAGUGUUCGAAUAUAUGUCCACUAUAUUUCCAAUUUCAAAAGACGAAAUUAUGUUCAUCGACGAUAUCAAGGCAAAAUUAAGAGAAUUACUGGAUAAGCCACUAAUGGCAAUACUAUUUGAUAAACACAUAAAGGAAAAUGGGUUUACUGAAUCUUUCAAACAAGAAAUAUUAAAAUGGUCUUGUGCGCUCAAACAUAUUCAGUGCGCAAAAAGGGCCAAAGAUGCGUUAGAAUACCAUCUUCAGAAUCCUGAAAUAGAACCGUAA